Messenger RNA from Nannospalax galili (Upper Galilee mountains blind mole rat), 3423 nucleotides. RefSeq names its product adenylate kinase 5 (gene Ak5). The record is from RefSeq and is a predicted model, not a curated record. Bases 374 to 2062 code for a protein of 562 amino acids. Gene Ontology annotation, cellular component: cytosol; cytoplasm. Lineage: Eukaryota; Metazoa; Chordata; Mammalia; Rodentia; Spalacidae. The transcript has 14 exons. Gene Ontology annotation, molecular function: nucleoside diphosphate kinase activity; AMP kinase activity; ATP binding. Gene Ontology annotation, biological process: ATP metabolic process; nucleoside triphosphate biosynthetic process.
CCCGCGGCGCGGAGCUUGGCGUGACUGGCGGCCGCCGCACGGCGGGGCUCCGGGAGGCGCGGGCCGAGCUCGCAGAGCUGGAGGCGGCGGCUGGUGGCGUCGGCGCGCUGUCCUCCUCCGCGCCCCUCCCCUAGCGCCCGGGAAGCCGCCUCGCCGCUGCUCGGAGCGCGCAGCUGGGCUCGGGGACCCGCGCGGACGCGGGGGUGGAGGGAGCGCGGACUACACCGCCCGGGAGAAGCUGCGCCCGGGACACGCCGAGGGGCACCCUGGCCUGCGCGCCUCGGAGCCAGCGCUGCGCCCCGCCUGCCCAGCCCCGGGGCCCCGCAGUCCCGGAGCCAACCCGUCUGCGUCCCACGACACGCGCGGCACAGCCAUGAACACCAACGACGCCAAGGAGUACCUGGCCCGGAGGGACAUUCCUCAGCUUUUCGAGAGCCUUUUGAAUGGAUUGAUGUGUUCUAAGCCUGAAGACCCCAUAGAGUUCCUAGAAAGUUGUUUGCAGAAAGUCAAGGAGCUCGGUGGCUGUGACAAGGUGAAAUGGGACACAUUUGUCAGCCAGGAGAAGAAGACCUUACCCCCACUGAAUGGAGGACAGUCACGGAGAUCCUUCCUGCGAAAUGUAAUGCCUGAAAAUUCGAACUUUCCUUAUCGACGCUACGACCGACUCCCUCCAAUCCAUCAAUUCUCCAUAGAAAGCGACACGGACCUGUCUGAGACUGCAGAGCUAAUCGAAGAAUAUGAGGUGUUUGACCCCACCAGGCCUCGGCCCAAAAUCAUCCUCGUCAUAGGUGGUCCAGGAAGUGGCAAGGGCACCCAGAGUUUGAAAAUCGCAGAACGUUAUGGAUUCCAGUGCAUUUCAGUGGGAGAAUUACUGAGAAAGAAAAUCCACAGCGCCAGCAGCAACAGGAAGUGGAGUCUAAUUGCCAAGAUCAUCACCAACGGGGAGCUGGCCCCACAGGAAACAACAAUUACUGAGAUAAAGCAAAAGUUGAUGCAAAUGCCUGAUGAAGAAGGCGUUGUUAUCGAUGGGUUCCCAAGGGACGUCGCCCAGGCUCUGUCUUUUGAAGACCAGAUUUGUACCCCAGACCUGGUGCUGUUCCUGGCUUGUGCCAACCAGAGACUCAAAGAAAGGUUACUGAAGCGUGCGCAGCAACAGGGGCGGCCUGACGACAAUCUGAAAGCCACGCAGAGGAGACUCAUGAACUUCAAGCAGAAUGCCGCUCCCCUGGUUAAAUACUUCCAGGAGAAAGGGCUCAUCGUGACCUUUGACGCUGACCGAGAUGAAGAUGCUGUGUUCUAUGACAUCAGUGUGGCGGUUGACAACAAGUUAUUUCCAAACAAAGAGGCUGCAGCAGAUUCAAGUGACCUUGAUCCUUCGAUGAUGUUUGAUGCUGGAGAGGUCCUCGAUACAGGAUCGGAUUUUGAAGAUCAGGGUGAUGACCAGCUAAAUGUAUUUGGGGACGAUAACAUGGGAGGCCUCCUGGAAGAUUUGAGGAAAUAUAAAAUUAUUUUCAUGAUGGGUGGCCCUGGCUCUGGCAAAGGCACCCAGUGUGAGAAGCUGGCAGAAAAAUACGGAUUUACCCAUCUCUCCACCGGCGAACUUCUACGCCAGGAACUGGCCUCAGAGUCAGAACGAAGCAAACUGAUCCGUGACAUCAUGGAGCGAGGAGACCUGGUGCCCUCGGGCAUCGUUCUGGAGCUGCUGAAGGAGGCCAUGGUGGCCAGCCUGGGCAACACCAAGGGCUUCCUGAUUGAUGGCUACCCCCGGGAAGUGAAGCAAGGGGAAGAGUUCGGUCGCAGGAUUGGAGACCCGCACUUGGUGAUUUGCAUGGACUGCUCCGCAGACACCAUGACCAGCCGCCUUCUGCAGAGGAGCCAGAGCAGCCAGCGCGGGGAGGACACCGGCAGGACCAUCGCCAAGCGCCUGGAGGCCUACCACCGAGCGUCCAUCCCUGUCGUAGCCUACUAUGAGACCAAAACACAGCUCUGGAAGGUAAAUGCUGAGGGAGCGCCAGAUCAAGUUUUCCUUCGACUCUGCACAGCUAUUGACUCUGUCCUCUGAAAGUGAACAAGCACAGCUGUUAAGGAAACUGAGAAACAGGAGCAGGAAAUUCAUCCCUAACAGUGUUUCCCCUUUGCCCCGACUCUUACCCCACCCUAACCUGUUCACUUCCCAGCUCAACUCUGUGAGUGGUGCUGGAAAUCAUGCAUGGUGUACCUGGAACUGUACCCUUUCCUCACUUUGGACAGUUCUACCCACUCCGCUACACUUGUUUUUCUUUCAUGAGGCUGCACCUGAGAGCAGUCAGGCUGUAAACAGCAGUGUGGGGCCUGGCCGUGGCAGAUCUGUCCCCAGGGCUGGCUGGAGUCUGACCAUCACACAGGGCGCCAACAUCCCUAACUCUCCAUCACAUCUACCGCCUCUUUCCCAUCAAGAUUUGUUUGAUCUCCCCCAUGUUGGUCCUCAGCCUGGGGGCAGGCUGAUUAGACAAUGCCUUCUGGAGUGCAGAGGCAUCAAGCAAAAACUUGAUGGAAAUGUUUUAUAAUGUGACGUUAUACAGUUUCUUCUAAGCAGGCAACCAUUGGUACCAUUCUGUCAUGGGCCACUGGUACUUGGAACAGUAUCAUUAAUGGCUAACAAUUCCGAUUGGUUACACAACCCACUGUCCUCCUCCACAUGGUGGCGCAUUUCAGCAAGUACAUAAAUUAAUAUCAGUGACUAAAAGUAAUUAAAAGGCAUGAGAUGAUUUGUUACUUCAUUCCUUGGGACAAAACUAUGUUAUAAUUUUGAUCCGAGAGGAUUACCCACUGACAUACUGCCAAGUAAGAGUGAGGCUAUCAUUACUGAUGGGGGGGGUGGGGGUUUGCACGUUAGCGAGCCAGUGUUCUGUGGCUCCCAUGUCCUCUGUGUCUCCUGUGAGCCCUUUUCAUGGGUUUAGAAGCCUUGCAUCAAACCAGUGAAGUUUGGGAUUUUUGUGCUACGAGUUGUCAAACCAGAGCUGCUUCUCUUGGGAAAUUAUCGCAUCCUCCACUCGGUCACUACAUAAGAUUGUGGUUUCCAUUUGCAUGAUUCUUUACUUCAAUGACUCUGCAAAUAAGGGUACAUUUCCAAGACAACUGUGUUUUUAAAAACAUUUUUUUCCCUCGAAACAGAUAUGUAAAAUAAAAUAAAUGGAGGACAGGAGAAUUCUUUCUCUAUUUAUUUGUAACUCACAUCAUUCUGUAAAGCAUGAAAGCCUUAAUUCCAAACAGAAUUAAAAGCAAACACAGUAAAUCAUUGAAAAUUAUGAUCCAUUUAUAUGGUUUUAAUUUUGGUCAUAGACCAGAUCUGAGCUAUUACAGAGAAAUUCUUAAUGUAUUCAUGAUACAUGGUAAUUUUCAUAUUUCUUUUUUUCCCUAGCACUGGUUCUGAAACAGAAAUGU